This is a messenger RNA of Myotis daubentonii (Daubenton's bat), 1074 nucleotides long. It is a transcript of the gene RWDD1, whose product is annotated as RWD domain containing 1. The record is from RefSeq and is a predicted model, not a curated record. NCBI's taxonomy places the organism in Eukaryota, Metazoa, Chordata, Mammalia, Chiroptera, Vespertilionidae. Gene Ontology annotation, molecular function: protein binding.
CGGGGCUGGGGCUCAGCUGGCCUGCCUGGCUCUGGGCGGCGGGCCUCCCAGCCGGGGACUCUGCGCCUGCGCCCGCCCGGCCGCUGCCCGCUCUCCCGGCGCCGCCGUGGUCCCGGCUGCGGCGCGCCGCCUGGGUGUCUGGGCGAUCCAUGGGCAGCGGCGAGGGCCACGAUGACAGACUACGGCGAGGAGCAGCGCAACGAGCUGGAGGCUCUGGAGUCCAUCUACCCCGACUCCUUCACAGUAUUAUCAGAAAACCCUCCUAGUUUCACCAUUACUGUGACAUCCGAGGCUGGAGAAAAUGAUGAAACUGUCCAGACUACCCUCAAGUUUACAUACAGUGAGAAAUACCCAGAUGAAGCCCCCCUUUAUGAAAUAUUCUCCCAGGAAAAUCUAGAAGAUAAUGAUGUCACAAGCAUCUUAAAAUUAUUAGCAUUACAGGCAGAAGAAAACCUUGGUAUGGUGAUGAUCUUUACUUUGGUAACAGCUGUCCAAGAAAAAUUAAAUGAAAUAGUGGAUCAAAUAAAAACUAGAAGAGAAGAAGAAAAGAAACAAAAAGAAAAAGAAGCAGAAGAAGCCGAAAAGCAAUUAUUUCAUGGCACUCCUGUUACAAUUGAGAAUUUCUUAAGUUGGAAAGCCAAGUUUGAUGCAGAACUCUUGGAAAUUAAAAAGAAACGAAUGAAAGAAGAAGAACAAGCAGGAAAAAAUAAAUUAAGUGGGAAACAGCUAUUUGAAACUGAUCAUAAUCUUGACACAUCUGAUAUCCAGUUCUUGGAGGAUGCUGGAAACAAUGUGGAAGUAGAUGAGUCUUUGUUCCAGGAAAUGGAUGACUUGGAGCUGGAGGAUGACGAGGAUGAUCCAGACUACAAUCCUGCUGACCCAGAGAGCGACUUGACCGAUUGAUGGGCCAUCCCAUCUGCCGAGGCUUGACUGCCACAGCAUCUGUGGUUAUGCCGAGAGGGUGUUGAUUUUCCUUCCUUUUUUUCUAAGAAAAAAACAAUUUUCAGGAGAAUAUUCUUCUGAAAGCUUUCAUCAAUGAACUAAUAAACUGACCUUAAAAUUUCAAAUAUAAAA